CCCACGUUAAUCUUGUCCCAUUUCAAGUCCUUAACAAACCGCAACGCUAAGCUAAAUCCUCCAAGUCUCCUCUUCGUCGACGUCGUCAUCGUCGUCUUUCCCUCCUUUCCUCUAGGCUCUAGCUCCUCUCUCCCGCGUCCCAAUUCCCCAACCCUAAGCAACCCUUGCCACCGCGCGAGGCAGCCAUGGGCGGCGAGACGCCAGACGCCGACGGGAAGGCCCGCUCAGCGGACUCCUCCUCCUACGGUUUCCCGCCGUCGGCGCCGCUGCAGCAGCAGCACCAACAGUACGGCACCUUCGGGCCCCCGUCCACCUCCGAGGAGUUUUCGCAGCCAGCGGUCGGGUUCCCCCAGCCGGCUCCGCCGCCCGGGCUCCUGCACUACCCUCCGCCCGCGCCGGCGUCGUACGCGGUCUACCCGCCUCCUCCGCAGCUCUACUCGGCGGCCGCGCCGUACUACGCUCAGGGCUACCAGGCCGUGCAAGGUUAUAUUCCUGUUGUUGAAGGAAGGCCUGUGAGAAUGCGACAUCUUCCAUGGUGUGGCCUUGGCAUGGGUUGGCUUCUGUUUAUUGCUGGAUUCUUCCUUGCUUCUAUUCCAUGGUAUAUUGGAGCUUUUGUUCUGAUCUGCGACCGAGUACAUGACUACAGGGAGAAACCAGGAUAUGUUGCUUGCACUAUUGCUGCUUCACUUGCUGCAAUUGCUGUGCUGCUUGGUGUCACAAACAGAGCAGAAAUGUGGUGAGCGCGCAUUCAAUUAUCAGCUGUUUGCGUAAUGUAAAUGUUCAUUCUUCCCCUACUUUCUUUAGUCAUCUGGGUUGUACAUGUAUGGGUAGAAAGAAUACUCGACUGAGACUGGUGUACUAUCAUAUUUGUUGUUUGACCUUUAUAUUUCUAGAGUGGAAUGGUUUAUGAUGUAUUCUCAUGUUAAUUAUUUGAAAAAAAAUCUCGUUGCCCUU
Molecule: messenger RNA, 954 nt
Organism: Phragmites australis (common reed)
Lineage: Eukaryota; Viridiplantae; Streptophyta; Magnoliopsida; Poales; Poaceae
Product: large ribosomal subunit protein eL20z-like
Exons: 4
Coding region: 186-740 (184 amino acids)
Source: RefSeq, a predicted model, not a curated record